UAGUUAUAAAUGCAGUAGAAGAGUGGUAGUGUAGUGAUAAUAGUGUACUUGUUCUUCUUCUUGUACGGUUGGAGUUUUUGGGAGGAAAUCAGGUGGUGGUUGAUUAUACUCAUUCCAUUGAGUAUGCUUGCUUUUUCAUUGUGUUGAUUGAAGAGCAAAGGAGUUCCUUUCCUUCACUCAUGGCAGAAUAUGUGCCAUCUAUGUCAUGUGUUAAGCUGCAUACGCGGAUAAGUUGUACCAUCAAACAAAAGGGAUUCUCACCCAGGCAAUCACAAAUCAGAAUAGUACAAAGGAAGUAUUCACAUGGAAGCUGCAACUCCAUGCGGUCACCAGGGUUGAAAAUGUGUAAGCUUACUGUUCUUGGCAUCUCAAAGCUGAGAGCAAGUCUUUGGUCCAGGAGGACAACUUUGAGCUGUACCUGUUUAGGACCAGGUGCAAUAGUUUCUACUUGGGUACCAGUUGUUGAUCAAAUACUUUUGAUGUCAAGUAUAUUUCUUACAUACAUGGCUGGUGUAAUUCCUAUUAGGCAGCCUUAUAGAAAAGAUGUCUCCGGUGACAGCAAUGUUUCUGAAAGUUCGACCACUUCUGGUAGCUCGAAAACAAACAAUGACCUAGCUAAUCCAAAGUAUGUUUUAGAUAUCGUUAAAAGGAAACUUCUGGAUUCUUUGGAUGCCUUUGAACGUGGAGAUGUUUCGGGAAGUAGGAUUCUUGAAUACAGUGAGCUACGUCCAAAACGACCUUUAAAUUUGAGUGCCCUUGCGGAUGGUCCAAGAUUAAGAUUGCUCUGGGCUACUUUUCAGCAAAUUGAGGAAGUGGUGAAUGAUAUAUCAAACUCAGAAUCUCUCGACUUGUAUGAUAGGUUGAUUGUUUUUUCUAGAGUGAUUGGAAAAUCCUGUCAACCGGUGUGCAUGACUUGGCUGGAAAGGGAGCACACCCUUGCAAACAUCAAUCUUGACAAGGCACUUGUUUCUUUGUUGGGUGCAAAGUUAAAUGGAGACAACACUGUACUGCUGAACAUUAAGAAUUCAGGCAAGGAAGAUCUUUAUGCAGAUUUAUUGUGCUUUCUUUGUUUUGGUUCUAUCAGGGAGGAUUGCUAUUAUGACAAGAGUCUGUUUUUCUCAAAUGGAAUUUCCAUAUUGGAAGAUUUGUUGAUAAACAUAGCUGAUGGGAUGGCAAGCAUAUAUUUAGAGCUUAUUUCUGUUGAUAGUAAUGUCUCAAAUGAAAUGAAUAAUUUGUGCAUGGCAUUAUGUACUUUGUCAACACGAGCUCUUCAAAGAUUACGCAAUGAGGUAGCUUUAAACCAGUGGCUGUAUCAAAAUUUGGAAGCAGUUGUUUCAAUGUAUGAAGAUCGCUUUGACCUAUGCACACUUCAAAGAAGACUAAUUGAGGAACCAACCAAUAGUCCUACAGAAAAUCUUGGUGGAAAGGGCUUAUUCAGAAAAAAUCUAAAAUUGCAUCAUCAUCAUUAUCUUAUGUGUCCCUAAACCACUUUUCCAUGUCAGUUAAGCGGACCAAGGAAUUGAGGGCCCUGGCAGGGUG
Cannabis sativa is the source of this 1539-nucleotide messenger RNA. RefSeq lists its product as uncharacterized. The record is from RefSeq and is a predicted model, not a curated record. NCBI's taxonomy places the organism in Eukaryota, Viridiplantae, Streptophyta, Magnoliopsida, Rosales, Cannabaceae.